Molecule: messenger RNA, 428 nt
Organism: Spea bombifrons (plains spadefoot toad)
Lineage: Eukaryota; Metazoa; Chordata; Amphibia; Anura; Pelobatidae
Product: osteocalcin-like
Exons: 3
Coding region: 18-281 (87 amino acids)
Biological process (GO): regulation of cellular response to insulin stimulus; osteoblast differentiation; response to vitamin K
Cellular component (GO): extracellular region
Molecular function (GO): hydroxyapatite binding; calcium ion binding; structural constituent of bone
Source: RefSeq, a predicted model, not a curated record
AAGCAUAACUUUAAAAAAUGAAGAUUUUCAUCAUCCUCUCGUUGCUGUUGCUCUCCGUCUACUGUUUUGUUAAGGAAGACAUAAAGAUAACGCGAAGAACUGCACAUGCAAUGAUUACAAGACACAAACGUGCCUAUGAUUAUUACGAAAGAUGGUAUCCCAGAGUGAAGACUCCACUAGAAUUGAAGAAGGAACAGUGUGAAAACUAUUUACCCUGUGACCAGCUGUCAGAAUGGGUUGGCUUUUACCAAGCUUACCGCCUAUACUUUGGACCUAUUUAAGUGGCUACUAUAUUAAAGCUUCUUAACACGCGCAACCAAAGUGAAAAAAUGCUUAUGUGCUUAGCUUGUUAUAAAUUCAACUACUGUGCAUGUGAAUCAUGAUGCUUAAUAAAUGAGUGUGUGCUUAAAACACAAUAUUAACCAAUA